Molecule: messenger RNA, 3885 nt
Organism: Phoenix dactylifera (date palm)
Lineage: Eukaryota; Viridiplantae; Streptophyta; Magnoliopsida; Arecales; Arecaceae
Source: RefSeq, a predicted model, not a curated record
UGGUCCAUUCGGAGGGACAUAGAUGUUUCAAUGGCUUCAACAAGGAAAUCGAGAAAUGUGAACAAGCGCUUUGCGAAAGUGAAUGAUGAGUGGCUGGAUAAAGAUGCGACAAUUGCGAACAAAAGUAAGACACGCAAGAGGAAAUUGUCCGACAUGUUAGGCACUCAAUGGAGCAAAGAAGAGCUUGAGCGUUUCUAUGAAGCCUAUCGAAAAUAUGGGAAGGACUGGAGAAAGGUGGCUGGUGCAGUACGUAAUAGAUCGUCAGACAUGGUGGAAGCUCUUUACAAUAUGAAUAGGGCAUACUUAUCCCUUCCAGAAGGAACAGCUACUGCAGCUGGAUUAAUCGCAAUGAUGACUGAUCACUACAAUAUUCUGGAAGGGAGCGACAGUGGUCGUGAAAGCAAUGAUGUGUCUAGAACAUCUCGCAAGACUCAAAAGCGUGGUCGGGGAAAAUUUCGACUCAUGUCAAAAGGUUCCGAUGGUCCCUAUCCUGAUCUACUGCAGUAUCAGUCAGGUCCAACAUCAGGAUGCCUGUCAUUAUUAAAGAAGAAGCGAUCUGGAGAUCUAUUUCCAGGUAGCCGACCUCGUGCGGUUGGGAAAAGGACUCCCCGCAUCCCUGUUUCAAAUAUGUACAGCAGAGACGACAGGGAUAAAAUACUUUCUCCAAAUAAACAAGCAUUGAAAUCUGUUUCAAACACUGCUGAUGAUGAAGGUGCUCAUGUGGCUGCAUUGGCUUUAGCAGAGGCUUCUCAGAGAGGAGGCUCACCGCAGCUUUCUAGAACCCCUGGAAGAAGAGCUGAUCACAGGAGAUCUUCUCCUGCUAAGAGUGGUGAAAAAAAGAACGAGUCGGAGAUGGACAGCUCAAAGUUAGUUGGUGUUCAAAUUGAGGGCGAUUGUCAUGAAGGCAGUUUAGGAAGUAGAGAAGCUGAGAAUGGAGAUUUUGUUAGAGAUGUCACUCGUCUGAUAGAAAAUGACGGGGCUGCAGCAGUUGAAACUAGAAGGAAGGUGAAGAAACUUCAGGAAAAGAGAAAAAAAGCAGCAGCAGACAUGGAAAAUGAUCAACUUGAUGAUGACAGGGAAGCAUGCAGUGGUACUGAAGAAGGCAUCAAUAUUAGAAAAGUUAAAGAUGAAAUUGACGGAGAGACUAUGGAGGGUAAAACUGUAAGAGGAUCCAAGAGUUCAAGGAAAAGAAGCCGCCAGCUAUUUUUUGGAGAUGAAAGCUCCGCCCUUGAUGCUCUACAGACACUUGCAGAUUUGUCUGUAAAUAUCUUGCUGCCUACCUCUACCGUUGAAUCUGAAUCAUCUUUCCAAGUUAAAGAAGAGAAAAGAAACAUCAACACUGCUGAGGAGCCUAAUAUACCUGAAUCAAUGUCAACAACACAUGAGAGAGAUCAGGCCAAAGUUUCAGUGAAAAAGGAGACAGGGUAUUCGACAAGUGUUGGUACUGAUGCUGUUACCAGGAAAAGUGCUAAGCCUGCAAAGUGUUUACGUCAUGAUGUAAAUGCCAUUUCUGAAGUGAAGCAGCAAACUUGUGCAUGCACCAGUAAGAUGCAGAAAAAAAAACGGAAGUCUUCGACUGGAAAAGCUUCAAAAGGUGAAUUUAAUGGUGAUUCUCAGAAAUGUGAACCACAGAAGAUAGAGGUCUCACCAGAAGAAGGGAAGAGAUUGAUUAGUAAAACUAGACGUGUUAGUCAAGUUAGUUCAUCACCAAAGCAAGCAAAAUUGGUUAAACCACAGGAGAACUCUUCUUCAAGUACUGAUCUACUUAGACCAGUCACAGAUUCAAACGAAACAAUUGUACAGGCUUCUAGUACUUGUCCUGUUAGCUUGCUAACCAAAAGUAGAAGCCGCCGCAAGGUAGGUCUACAGAAAGCAUGGAGAUCGAAGGAGUUUAAGUCCAAUGAGAAUACUGUAGGCAAUCGUCCUGAUAAGUACUCACAUCCUAUCAACAGGGUGGUUGAUCUCAAGCAAAAACUUUCUCACAGCUUGUCUUCUCGAAUGUUGCGUAGAUGGUGUAUGUUUGAAUGGUUUUACAGUGCGAUAGAUUAUCCUUGGUUUGCCAAAAGUGAGUUUGUAGAGUACCUAAAUCAUGUGAGAUUGGGCCAUGUGCCAAGGCUAACUCGUAUCGAGUGGGGUGUCAUACGAAGUUCUCUUGGAAAGCCACGUAGGUUGUCAAAACAGUUUUUGCAGGAAGAAAGAGAGAAGCUUGAGCAAUAUCGGGAAUCAGUAAGGAAGCAUUAUGCUGAACUUCGAGCUGGUGUUAGAGAAGGACUCCCAACAGAUCUGGCUCAGCCUUUAUCAGUUGGGCAACGUGUUAUCGCUUGUCAUCCCAAAACAAGAGAAAUUCAUGAUGGAAGUAUUCUGACUGUUGACCGGAACCGGUGCAGAGUUCAAUUUGAUCGGCCUGAAUUAGGGGUCGAGCUUGUGAUGGAUAUCGACUGCAUGCCACUGAACCCAUUGGAAAAUAUUCCUGAAGCUCUUAGAAGACAGAAUAUUGUUGCGAAUAAGUUUUGCACCAGCUUCUCAGAUACAAAGCUAGAUGAUGGAUCCAAGGAGUGGAAGAUUGGAGGCUCCAUGAAGUUUGCUCCAGCUGAGAGUUUGGAAAUUACAAAUGGGUCUUCUAAUAUUGCUUCUUCUAGUUAUCCGAUGCAUACUUUAAUGAAGCAGGCAAAGGGGGACACAAUUGAUGCCAUUGUACAGGCUAAAGCUACUGUAAAUGAAGUUGCAGUUGCUGCACAACAGGCAAUGUACAGUCAGCCUUGUACAUUGUCACAAAUACAAGAAAGAGAAGCUGACAUAAGAGUCCUUGCAGAGUUGUCGCGUGCCCUUGAUAAAAAGGAAGCUUUGCUGAUGGAACUGAGGCACAUGAAUGAAGAAGUUUCUGGAAAGCAAAAGGAUGGUGAUGCCAUUAAAGAUUUGGAGCAUUUUAGAAAGCAAUAUGCUAUGGUGCUUGUGCAGCUAAGAGAUGCCAAUGAUCAGGUUGCUUCGGCCUUGCUCUCUUUGAGGCAGCGCAACACGUACCAUGGGAAUUCAACACAUGCAUGGGUUAGAUCCAUUGAGAAUUCAGGGGGGGCUGCUGGACCUCCAGACUCUUGCAAUCCAUCAGCUUUUCUCAAUCAGGAUUCAGGAUCUCAUGUAGCUGAGAUUGUUGAAAGUUCAAGGCGGAAAGCAAGAACGGUAGUUGAUGCUGCUAUGCAGGCUAUGUGUGCUUUGAAAGAAGGAGAAGAUGCUUUUGUUAAGAUUGGAGAGGCUUUAGAUUCUGCUAACAACCGCAUUUCUGGACCUGUUUCUGGUGUAUUUGGAGUAAGACGCAAUCCUCCAGAUCCAGGACAUGGCAUUUCAGCAUAUCAAGAUCAUACAACAUCAUGCAUGUCUGAGGCAACAGUUCAUGCUAGUCCAAAACCCCAUAUUUCUUCUGAUUCAGAGAUCCAACUUCCAUCAGAUCUGAUUUCAUCAUGUGUCGCUACAUUGCUCAUGAUACAGACCUGCACCGAGAGACAAUACCCACCUGCCGAGAUUGCACAGAUUCUUGAUUCUGCAGUCACAAGUCUUCAGCCAUGUUGUCCACAGAACCUUCCAAUUUACAGGGAGAUAGAGACAUGUAUGGGCAUAAUUAAGAACCAAAUGUUGGCACUGAUACCAACUCCAAGCAUCAUACCUCCUGUAGAGGUACCCGUUGCGCAAAAAUGAAUCCGAAGCGUGUUUUGUUUCUCUUGUCAGGUUCAUUUUUCCCGUCUUGUUUGUAUCGUGAUGAAAUGAUGAUAUGCUCUUUGUAUCAGGAGAUAAAGUGAUAUUCCAUUAAGGCAUGUACAUAAAUACAACUGUUGGUUAUUUCUUCUGUCCAGCUUUUUAUGCUCAACUUAUGACAUAAGGUUCUUUUUUUCC